Messenger RNA from Coregonus clupeaformis (lake whitefish), 1862 nucleotides. Its product is annotated as transcription factor LBX2. The record is from RefSeq and is a predicted model, not a curated record. NCBI's taxonomy places the organism in Eukaryota, Metazoa, Chordata, Actinopteri, Salmoniformes, Salmonidae. Gene Ontology annotation, molecular function: DNA-binding transcription factor activity, RNA polymerase II-specific; DNA binding. Bases 436 to 1221 code for a protein of 261 amino acids. The transcript has 2 exons. Gene Ontology annotation, biological process: regulation of DNA-templated transcription.
UGGCCCUUUAAGACGCAGCAGCGGGUCAGCAAGUAGUGUAGCUAGUGUUUCUCUAAUUGAACUUUACCCAAUCAACAAUAACUCGUUAGCAGUUGCUUGCUUUUUCGUGUUCCUUGAGGCAGCGUAUUCCUUACAGGGAAUCGCCCCCCAGCCAGUACCGUUAUACUUUCUAAAGAUCUUCAUGGAACUUCGCAGAGGAACUGUCUCUCUCUGCAAGGAAAUACGAUUCUGUUGCCUGUAAAACUGCAACCUACGCUCGAACCAUGGUUAUUUUGGAGAAAACAUUUCAGAAAAGUGAAGUUGUAUAAUUCGAAUGAAAGUGCUAAAAAGUGGGCUGCGAAGAAGACGACAAUUUAAAGAAACACUGGUGGACGUUUAAACGACCAUUUGAAUGAAAUAAUCAGCCUUUGUCAGCAGUAAUUCCCUGGGACUGCAAUGACCUCCAAUAAAGACAUGAAGGCAGGCUCUGUGUUGCAGUCCAGUGGCGAGGAGAGGAGACGGGGUCCCUUGGACCAGCUUCCACCCCCGGCCAACUCCAACAAGCCUCUGACGCCGUUCAGUAUUGAGGAUAUCCUAAACAAACCCUCGGUGAAAAAGUCAGUUGCUAAUCUCUGUCCGCCGAGAGUUAUUGAAAAAGUGUCCGGCUCAAAUGCAGCAAGAAACGGUAUUAGCACUCCCUCUUCGCCGUUAUGCGCUCUGGAGGAACUAGCCAGCAAAACAUUUAAAGGUCUGGAAGUCAGCGUUAUACAAGCAGCUGAAGGUCGUGAACAUGUAAACGCCUUUGGACAGAGGCAAACCUCAAAAAAGAGGAGAAAGUCCCGGACAGCUUUCACCAACCAUCAGAUAUAUGAACUCGAGAAGCGCUUUUUGUACCAGAAAUACCUGUCUCCGGCCGAUCGAGACCAGAUAGCUCAGCAACUGGGGCUAACCAACGCUCAGGUCAUCACUUGGUUUCAGAAUAGACGGGCCAAGCUCAAGAGAGACUUGGAAGAGAUGAAAGCAGACGUGGAGUCGCUCAAAAAAGUACCACCACAAACCCUGCAAAAGCUAGUCAACAUGGAAGACAUUGACGACCUGCAAGGAAGCUCUGGAGCAAUAUCCCCUAGUAUCUCCCCGUCGUCACAAGGACACCGAGCAUUUCCUCAGUCCCCCUCCUCAUCCAGAGACCAAACCACGGACGAAUUCUCAGAGGAGGACGAAGAGAUUGAGGUGGACGAUUGACAGUAGGCCCAUGUUUUAAGAAAGCGCAUUUUCAAAACUUUUGCAGGCACGGAUAUUGACGAAGAUAGAAGUUAAACUUAAAAGGAAAGUUUACUUUCUCCUCUUCUCCAUUUUAAUUUAUUCAAUAGGACUGUAAAGCCUUCAUGAUGUCCCCGUUUCAAUUUCACCAAAUUAUUUGAGGAAUACAUAUUUAUUUAAAUAGGAUAUGAAACAUACUUAGUGUUAUAGUACACGAUCAAGACUGCAAAGUUUGUAUUUUCGGUAUGUAUUUUUUAUUUUUUUUGGGGGGGGGGUCAUUUAAAAAAAAACGAUUCAGCUGCUAAAGGACAUGAGAAAAUAUUUUCAACUCGAACGUCCCCAAGUUUAGGCCCAAGUCUCUUCUAAAAUGCCCAUGUAAUAAUUGUAAAAGACAAACCGGGCAAGAUUAAAAUGGGAGUGUAGGCUAUAUGUAUCCCGAUCUUGAUGUACAUUUUAUAAAAAACAAGAAGUGUUUCCAAACAAUAGCAGUCCAUUAUCAAUAUCAAGUUACAAACAUAUGCCAAAACUUUUACACGCUAUAAGUUCUGUAUAUAAAUUAAAUAACGAAUGCCUAAUUUUAUUGUACCAUUCUAUUUAAUCAACAUUAUGUAAAUAAAGGGAAU